AUGAGCGAUUCUCUCAUGCCCAUCGUGCCCAUCCUACAAGCGAUCGCAACCAUCGCGCCAGCCAUAUACACAGGCUUCACGUUUGCAUACAGUCAUGUCGUCAUGCCACCCCUCAUCACGCAUGCCCCACCAAAACUCCUAGCAAAGCAAUGGCUUCAAGCCUACCAAUUCGCACCCGUUUUCGUCGCACCUCUCAUCAUAUCUGGCGCUUCAAGUAACGCUCUCGUCGCCUACCUUUCCAGUAACUCUGCUUCUCCCGCAAGGCUGCUGUACGUUUUUGCAGCACUUGCGAAUGCUAUUAUCAUCCCGUACACAGCACUGUACAUGGAACCUGGGGUGAAUGGCGCGGGAAAGUGGAAAGCUCAAGAGCUACUGCGUGACGAGGAAUUUGUGCUGAAGGGUAUUGGUCAGGGUACGGACAGGGAUACGGCAAGUGAAGCUGCGAAGAAGUGGGCUGACAAGGUGGAUAUGAAGACUAUUGCCGAGACAUGGGCGAGGACGAAUGCGUGGCGAUAUGUCAUUACUGCGGCUGCGACUAUAAUUAGUGCGACAGCUACAGUUAUGCGACGUUAG
Alternaria rosae is the source of this 573-nucleotide messenger RNA. RefSeq lists its product as uncharacterized. The transcript is spliced from 2 exons. The record is from RefSeq and is a predicted model, not a curated record. NCBI's taxonomy places the organism in Eukaryota, Fungi, Ascomycota, Dothideomycetes, Pleosporales, Pleosporaceae. Bases 1 to 573 code for a protein of 190 amino acids.